AUGUCUAAAACUUUGCGCAAGGGUGAAAUUCGAGAAAUUCUUGACGAGAGUGAAGAUGGACUCGAUUUUGAUGAUGAUGAUGAUGUGGAUGAUCCUAAUUAUAAUGAAGAGUUGGUACAUGCUGAUUUUGAUGAAGUGGUUGAGAAUAUAUUAGAAGAUAUUGAAAAUGAAAAUAUGGAAUUGUGUGCAGAUCCUUCGAACGAUGUUCCGCCCAUUUUGAAUUUAGUUUUGGAAGAGCACCAAUUGCGUUUUACAGGCAAUACAUCAUUGCCCGAUGAUAUAAAGAUUAUCGAAGCGCCAAUUGAAUAUUUCUUGUACUUAUUUCCAAAAGAAUUGAUAAAGUGUAUUGCCAAUGAAACAAAUUUGUAUGUUGUCCAAAAGGACGUUAAUGAUCCAUUUCGUGUAUCAGAAAUGGAUAUUCAGCAAUUUAUUGGAGUAGUUUAUAUGAUGUCCUUAGUACAACUUCCUAAUGUACCCAGUCACUGGAGCAAAAUUGGUACAUCCAUGAUACAAGAAGCGAUGCCGCUGAAAAAAUUGGAAAAUUUACGACGUCGCAUACACUUUAACGACAACAGCAAAAAUUUGCCGUCGACUGAUAAAAAUAUUGACAGAAUGUACAAAAUACGCCCGAUCCUGGAUGAGUUAAAUAAGAAUUUUGCAAAAGUGCCUCUUGAACAACAUCUAUGCGUCGAUGAACAAAUAUGUUCCACAAAAGCCCGAAACCCUAUGAAACGCUACCUGCCAAACAAGCCUCAUAAAUGGGGCUACAAAAUAUUUGUUCUCUGCGGGACAACUGGAUUUGCUUACAAAAUUGAACCGGAAACUGGAAAAGAAAAUAUCGUUGGGGAUAACGAGCCGGAUUUGGGAGCCUCUUCCAAUGGGCCUACAAAACUAGUUGAUGAUGGUCGAGGAUUUGCCCAAAUUACUUGUUCAGCCAACAUAAGUUUGAGAGGCACAAUUGUGGUGGAAAAUACGGAGGAAUCGAUACCAUCACAUCCAUGA
Molecule: messenger RNA, 1002 nt
Organism: Zeugodacus cucurbitae (melon fly)
Lineage: Eukaryota; Metazoa; Arthropoda; Insecta; Diptera; Tephritidae
Product: piggyBac transposable element-derived protein 4-like
Exons: 3
Coding region: 1-1002 (333 amino acids)
Source: RefSeq, a predicted model, not a curated record